Messenger RNA from Ilex paraguariensis (yerba mate), 1578 nucleotides. The record is from the annotation of a GenBank genome assembly. Lineage: Eukaryota; Viridiplantae; Streptophyta; Magnoliopsida; Aquifoliales; Aquifoliaceae.
AUGGGUUUUGAAGCAGGAAUGAAUGUUGAACAACUUCAAGUGUGUGUCAGAGGUAAGCCCUUUGAUAUCAUUUUUAAACCCUUCUUCGCUGUUCUGCAAUCAUCAUCGCACUUUAGGCUUUUCUCUUCUCAAAAAUCAACAGAAUCAACAAAAACUAAAGGUUUGGUUAAAGGACUGAGAGUCUUAGAUGUCAUAGCUUCAAAGCCAAGUGUUAUUGACAAUCGCCAAAGCCAUCUUCGCCUCAUUCAGGACUUUCUUCAGACAAGUUCAUACCAGUUUUCAGAGCAGCGUGUUAGUGAUUAUUACCCUUAUUCAAAUUCAAAGGAAGAUUCAAUCUUGAUGCUUUUUAGGCUACACAGAGAAGGGUUGAAAACUGACGCAAGUGUUUUAUCACAUGCUUUGAGUUCAUGUGGGUCUUCAAGAACUCUCAGUGUAGGAAUUCAAAUACACUGCAUGUCAAUCGUAAAUGGGUUCAUGGGCAAUGUUUAUAUCGGAAGUUCUUUGAUCACUUUUUACAGCAAAUGUUGUGCAUUGGACAAUGCAUGCAGGGUGUUUGAUGAGAUGUCUAUGAGAAACAUAGUAUCCUGGACCGCAAUCAUGAAUGGGUUUGCGCAAGAAUGUCAAGUUGAUAUUUGCUUGGGUCUUUAUCAUAAAAUGAGAAUUUCAAGACUGUCACCAAAUGAUUUUACGUUCACAAGUUUCUUGAGUGCUUGUACGGGUAGCGGGUGUCUUGGUAAAGGAAAGAGCGUUCAUUGCCAAACAAUUCAAAUGGGUUUCGAUUCGUAUAUCCAUAUUGCUAAUGCUCUGAUGUCAAUGUAUUGCAAGUGCGGGACUGUUAAAGAUGCAUUGUUUGUACUUGAGAACAUGAAUUACAAAGAUUUGGUGUCGUGGAAUACAAUGAUUGCCGGCUAUGCUCAGCAUGGGCUUGCGUCUCAGGCCAUUGGUCUUUUUGAAGAGCUGAUGAUGCACAGGGUGAAACCUGAUGCCAUUACUUUCCUUGGCAUCCUUUCUUCAUGCCGCCAUGCUGGUUUUGUUGAACAAGGGUGGUUCUACUUCAAUUCAAUGGUUAAAUAUGGUAUAAACCCGGAAAUGGAUCAUUAUUCAUGCAUUGUGGAUCUUCUUGGUCGAGCUGGGUUGAUAGAAGAGGCUCGAGAUUUCAUCAAAAAGAUGCCUACUAAUCCCAAUGCUAUCAUAUGGGGGUCAUUGCUAUCUUCGUGUAGGCUUCAUGGCAAUGUUUUGAUAGGAAUUGAGGCUGCAGAGAAUAGGCUUGUAUUGGAACCAUGGUCUGCUGCUACCCACCUGCAACUGGCAAAUAUGUAUGCCAGUACCAGGUGCUGGGAUCAGGCGGCACGCAUUAGGAAACUUAUGAAAGAUAGAGGGAUGAAAACGGAACAUGGUUACAGUUGGAUCGAGAUAAAGAAUGUGGUUUCUAGAUUCAGAGUGGAGGACAAAUCGAAUAAUGAAGUAAGUGAAGUUCUUGCUGUGCUAGAUGUUUUGGUAGACCACAUGAGUGGUAUACACUGUGUUCCUGGAAUGCAUGAAGAGGAGGCUGACUAUUAUUUGUACACAGCAAUAUAA